Molecule: messenger RNA, 2178 nt
Organism: Fulvia fulva
Lineage: Eukaryota; Fungi; Ascomycota; Dothideomycetes; Mycosphaerellales; Mycosphaerellaceae
Exons: 1
Coding region: 1-2178 (725 amino acids)
Source: RefSeq, a predicted model, not a curated record
AUGCCUUCCUUUUCGGCAUUGAUCCUCACCGCUGCGGCGGCUGGAUCUUCUUACGCAGCUCUCGAGGCAUACGGAGCGCCGGCGCCUCCAGCAAACGGACCAGCUGCGCCUCCAGCAUAUGGAGCACCGGCGGCCCCAGCAUACGGGCCAUCGACCGAGAAGCCAUCGGCUCCAGCAUACCAGGCCCCAGCGGAGAGCUACGCACCAAAGAGCCCUGAGCACUCUUCUCACGAGCCACAGUGGUACAGCUCGCCAGCUCAACCACAGCAGUACACCACCACUUCCGCUACAUAUGGCCUUCCAACCCAGGCCUACGGUUACGAGAGUGCUUCCACCUCUUGCACCGAGGAGGAGGAGAAGCCCACAUCGACCUUCGUGCCGUUCUACACCAACUCGGAGACCACGAAGCUAGCCAGGCCCUUCACCAUGCACCCCACGAUCGAGAUCGACACUUCGUCGUACGCAACCACGACCAGCUUCGAGGUCCCGUACUACCCAGAGUCGACCGUCACGACAUCAACCAGUGUCGAGAAGCCAUACAACACUCCCAAGGUCCCAUACUACCCUGAGACCAAGGUGACCGAGCAUUACACCAAGCCGUACGCUUCGGUGCCAUACGACUCCAUCUCGACCUCCACGAUGUCAAACAACGAUGUGACCAUUGUUGGUGUUACCCAAGAGUACACCACGCUCUGCGACAAGACCGACACCGCCACCUACGGCGAGCAGACUGUGUACACUACGUACUCUGCCAUCUCCACUGCCACUACUGUCUACUACACCACCGUCACUGGCUCCGUCAGCAUCCCCACAUACUACCCACACAGUGAGACUACUCCUGCUGAGGAGACUCAUCCCGCUCAGGAGACGUACCCUGCGGAGUCCACUACUUGCACCGAAGAGGAGCACAAGACUUACCCUCAGCAGACUUACCCAGCUGAGACUUACCCGGUCGAGAGCAAGAUUUACCCGGCAAAGGAGACGACACCUGUCUAUGAGCACAAGACGUACCCCGUUGAGAGCAAGACUUACCCGGCCAAGGAGACGACACCAGUCUACCCGGUCGAGAGCAAGACUUACCCGGCAAAGGAGACGACACCUAUCUAUGAGCACAAGACGUACCCCGCUGAGAGCAAGACUUACCCGGCCAAGGAGACGACACCAGUCUACCCGGUCGAGAGCAAGACUUACCCUGUCCAGGAAACCACUCCAGUCUACGAGCACAAGACUUACCCGGUCGAGAGCAAGACUUACCCGGCACAGGAGACUACACCUGUCUACGAACACAAGACAUACCCGGCAAAGGAGACGACUCCAGUCUACGAGCACAAGACCUACCCCGUUCAGAGCCAAACUUACCCGGUCGAGAGCAAGACUUACCCGGCAAAGGAGACCACUCCAGUUUAUGAGCACAAGACUUACCCAGUCGAGAGCAAGACUUAUGCACAGACUUGGUCGACCGUGGAGCAGAUGACCUACCCCGUCGAGAAGACCUACCAGCAAACUAAGACCACUGAGGAGGCAAAGACAUACCCAACUGCCCCCGUCUACAAGCCUUCCGAGAGCGCCCCGGUCUACAAGCCUUCCGAGAGCGCCCCGGUCUACAAGCCCUCCGAGUCUGCUCCAGUCAUGGAGUACCAGCCAUCGCCUUCCGCAUCUGAGGCGUACCCAAUGAUGUCCAAGGCGACUUACGCUCCAUCUGCCCCAGCCUACCAGCCGCACGAGUCUGCUCCAGCUUACGCUCCAUCGGCUCCAGUCUACAGCCCAAAAGAGUCCGCCCCAGUAUACAGCCCACAAGAGUCUGCCCCAGCUAACGCUCCAUCUGCUCCGGCUUACCAGCCACACGAGUCUGCUCCAGCGCCAACCUACCCAGCCAGCAGCGCUACAACCACCAAGCAGGUCACCAUCGUCCCAGUGCCGGCCACUGAGUACCACGGUGUCAAGUCCACAGGUAUGGCCACCUACCCGGGAGCUGCCUCGCCAACUGGAACGGCCCCCUACUACCCCGGUGCUGCCUCGCCAACUGGCUCGUACGGAUACCCCAAGAGCGGCAACAGCACUGGCAACAGCACCAAGCCAUGGAACUCACCAGAGAGCUACACUGGUGGUGCAAGCGCCAACACUUUCAGCAUCGCUGCUCUCACCAUCAUCCUCUUCGGUGCUGCAUUCGCUUUGUAG